AUUAUUAUUGUUUUAGGUUCUUCUGGUUGAUAUUGCAAUUUAUUAUACAAUGGYAAAAGCGCUUUCCCUUAUCCUUGUUGUAAUAACGCUGACUGGUUGCAUCGCGGGAGGGCCUUGCCCGCCGGAGACCCAGUGUUUCGGACAUGGGGACUGGACAGCAGCAACAGAGACCUGUAAAUGCUACUCAAAUUCCUACAAUAAACAGUGGGAGAGUCGCUAUGGUUCGUAUACUGGCUCGUGCUGUACUAGUAUAGAAUGCUCCAACCCGAACUCAACAUGUGCACAUGGAGUGUGUUCAGAUGGCAUYAACUGYRAACGAUGUCAAACUGACUGGACAGGAAAAAACUGUGAUAAUGYCACAUCGUGUUUCCCUUGGCUGCCUUGUAAACAUGGCAAGUGUGUCAAAUCGAGGUUCAAGUGUGAGUGCGACCCUGGAUGGGUGGGUGACCUGUGUGAUCGCUCUCUUUGUGAUGCUUCCAUCAAAUGUGUGUAUGGCGCAUGCCCAAAUGAUCCUAAGAAAUGUGAAUGUUAUGAAGACUUCUAUAGCCCYGAGACAGGAUGUGACCGGAUGCAUUGUGCUACUGGAUGGGAGUGUUUAAAUGGAGGUUACUGYAUUGAACUGCAUCACUGUGUCUGUCCGGCCAAUUACACAGGAGAACACUGUGAAACCAUCGCUGAAUGCAGUGUCCCAUGUGAGCAUGGACGRUGCAACACCAAACCCAAUGUCUGUGAAUGCGAGCAUAGUUGGACGGGASCAAAAUGUGAUACAUAUAUUGGGACGUGCAACAAUUGCUCGUCUGUGGGGGGGACGUGUAAGGACGGUCCCGAUACCUGUGUAUGUAAACCCGAUUACACGGGUCCUCAGUGUUCCGUCAAGAAGUGUGAUGGCUGUCAACAUGGUGCCUGUAAGAUAUCCAAUAAUCUGAAAUUUUGUGUAUGCGAUAAAGGAUGGUUGAACACCCCAGGCCCUGCAGGAUUUGUACCCAAUGCUGGUCCGUGUACACGAGUACAGUACUGUCUAGUCCCUUGUAUCCCUGGCCAAGGAUCAUGUCCUACUAACCCUUACAAGUGCGAGUGUAAUAGUCCAUAUGUAGGAGCCGAGUGUGACGCCAUCCAGUGUCCCAAGUGUUGUCCUCCUGAGACGUGCAUCUGUUCCAAYCCAAUYAAAUGUAGAGCAACUUGGCAUCACGAUUGUUGCUUGGUGAAGUCUUGUUUUASAGGAGACACUCUUGUCCACACGUCCAGAGGACUGGUGCCAAUAAAGGAUGUAAAGGAAGGUGACUUGGUUGUCACGCGUCACGAAGGUGAUAAUCCUAGCGUGACAUACAUGAGAAAAGUUGAUGGUGUUGUCAGAAAGUACGUGUCAYCUGACGAGCUGGUAGUGGUACGUACAGGUGUUGACGAACUGUGGACGACUWACAACCAUCCAUUUUACGACCAAAACACACAUCAAUGGGUUGCUGCUGAAAACAUUUCGACGACACACACCCUUCAUGCAUUGCGAGGAAAACAGGUCAAACUACAGCAGAACCUCAGGGCAUCCACUCUCGUGUCGUUGACGGCAAGUAAAAUCCCGGUGUAUGAUUUGGUUGUUCACGAGUACGAUCGGUACGCCGUCGGMAAGGAUGGUCUACUAGUGUCGAGUUGCAAUGAUAGUUCAGUGCUAUUAACACGUGACCGGCAGAUCUGGGGGAUUAAAGCACAUCCUUUGUUUAUAAAAUCAAGGAUUGUUGGCGUUGAGAAAGAACAGGACAAAAAGACAAUCGAUGACAAGUCGUCUAGUGGUAGCUCGGUGGGUCUCAUUGCUGGUGUAGUYAUYGCUGCAGUGUUUGUUGUCGUUAUGGUURCAGUCAUCAUUGCACGUAGAAAAGCACAGGGAUACCAAAACCUCGAUAWUCAUAACUAUCGCACAGGCUAACCAUCAUCGAUCUAUACCAACAACCUWACUAUGAUUAAUUCAUCAUACUUUUUAUACUAAUUUUCUGUCCAUUGAAGACAAAUGAUGUAACAUAACAAGAACAUAAUAUCGCGAUAAUAUUGUGAAGGCACAAACCCAAAACUAUCCGUCUAAAGUAUUAUCUUGCAUAACAUUUUAAAUCAGGAUUCAACUAUAUGUAUGUUUAUUUUUGCUUAUUUAAAAAUAAAUGUUGUGAUGUGA
This is a messenger RNA of Exaiptasia diaphana, 2158 nucleotides long. Its product is annotated as protein jagged-1a. Lineage: Eukaryota; Metazoa; Cnidaria; Anthozoa; Actiniaria; Aiptasiidae. The record is from RefSeq and is a predicted model, not a curated record. The transcript has 8 exons. Gene Ontology annotation, biological process: intein-mediated protein splicing. The coding region runs from base 50 to 1918 and encodes 622 amino acids.